CAUAACCAAUUGUGUCCAGUGCCUUUAAGUUUACCAAAUUUUAAUGGGUCAAACCAGCAAAAAGUCUAUAGUAUUUCAGUAACGGUAAUCGAUUGGUUGCGCCCGUGUAUACCUCAAAUAAUUUUGAGUAUUAAUACCAAAAGUGUCCAGUACCUUUAAGUUACAAAUCUUGAAGCAAACCAGCAAAGGUUGAAACUGUUAAUGGGGUGCGCCUGUGUGCUGAACGUUCCACUUCAACUGUUGAAAACAAAACAACCCGUUCAGUCUGGAUGGCGCAACUCUCUGACCUAACUAUGCAAAAAGAACUGGCACACAAAUACACACAAUAAUUGUUAUGCACACGCACAACAGACACGUUACUAUAGUAUAGUUUGUUAUGGAAGUCUAGGCGUUUGGCCUUCAGGAGUGUGCUAUUCCAGUACAAUAACUUGUGAUGAAAUUGACACUGUGACCUCCAUGCACAUGUCAUCCGGAACGACUCGCACAUUGACUCCCGUAGAUGGUAAAUGCCUGCCGCCUAAAUUGAAUGUACAUAUCAAACACAACAAUUUAACGUAACUGGUGCUACGUGUGUUAUGUGUGGCUGGUUGGCUUUGGUGCUUCUGUAUACAACGUUGUCUGUGUAGAGAAAGUUUGUGAUUUAUAUCUACGAUGUUUCCGUGGUUCGUCCCGAUCGCUAUCGGCUCUGCUGCCGGUUUUCAGUGUUUCAACUCGGCGUUGGAUGUGUUGCCGAUCUCCCCACCCCCGGGGAAGUACUCGGGAAAAGAUCGGCACCGGUGGAGAAAUGCUGCGACGUCGUUCUUCAACUCUCUGUUCAUGUCUCCAAUCGUCGUAUACUGUUUGAUCAACCAUCCCAGAGUAUGGACCGAUCCGAUUGGUUAUUACUCGACGUUUGCUGACGCUGGCUUUGCUAUUCUUGCUGGCUACAUGGUGUACGAUACAUAUGACAUAUUGGUGCAUACUAAUAUCAAUAAGGUGUAUGGACUGAUCACACACCAUUUUAUUAUUGGUUCUUCCAUGUGUAUACUGAGUUAUGAGAAGCUAGCAAUGGGUGUUAUAUACAUCGGCCUCUUGACUGAAGUACACGCCAUCUUCCUUCACUCACGUCAGCUCCUCAUCAUGUACGGUAUCUCAAAGAGCUCCACUCUGUACAGCGUCCAUAAAUCCUUAAACCUCGUCACAUUUGUGACAUUCCGGCUAGCACCAUUACUGUUCUGUUGUUAUGGUUCCUAUACGAUGAUAAACAAAUCCUUCGUCAUUCUCUACUACGUCCUACCGUGUUUCACAUCGGCGAUCUUCUUCAUUAAUGUGGUGUUGCUGUGGCGGUUAGUUUGUAGUGACGUAUUGGUAAAAGGCGGUAAAGAACAACACAUUCUGGACGGCUGAUGAGUGGCCAACAGCGGGACUGGCAGGUUGUUUUUUUCUUGAGGUUAUUAUGGAAAUUUAUCUGAAAUGACUUUUCCUUCCCGAAUACAUGUAUUGUUUUUAUACUGAGAGGUUACAUCUGAAAUUGAAGAUGGAGUUAUAAGUCCGCACGCUUCCCCUUAACUUUGACCCAAAGGUACACAACGCGCCGUGGUCGCGGUCUAAGGAUUUUUGUACACAGAAAAUUGUUGGAACUACAAAUGUUGCACCAUAUGUUUGGCCCUAUAUAUUCAGAGAAAUGAUGAAAAGAAAGAGGAGACGGAGAAACUUUACAAAGGAAAACAGAGAUUGAAGUUUCAAUUGACUCGUUUAAACAUUGUCACUUACAUCACACAAUUAACAACGAUUGGAGAGACUUUCUACAGUGUUAUGACGCCGAUGGCUGACCCCCAAAAAGACAACUAUUUUAAGCGGGAGUUCUUCUUCAAACUGUCUUUUUCGUUGGAUCUGAUGAACAGUACGCGCUGUAGGAACCAAAACCCCGGAUGUUUACUACAAAGUCAAGCUGUUUGGGCUCAGUAAACAUGACUUUUAAUGCCCGGGCCUUAUUAUACGCUUUAUCAGCUGUCAUGUUUUUGAAAAUUAUUUUCUGUCUACGCAUCGGCAAUGAUAGAACCACGUUGCCCAAUUUCAAAGAGCUGCUCAAGCGCAAAAAGUAGUCGAGCUGCCCAACAAAAUAAUGCUUACCAGAAUAAGGUUACCAGCCAAACUACCACGUCAAAUUUACAACUUGUGACUGGUAUCCUGCUCAUGUCUGCUAAGCAGACAAUUGUUAAUGACAAUUAUUGUUUGCUUAAUAAAGGUAGCUCUAUGAACAUGAAAUUGAACCCUGACUCAUGUGAUUCGAGGCAUUGCAUGGUGAGGUAUCAAGUGAUUUGGUUGCGAUAACACCAGUGCCCAAUUUCAUAGAGCAUGUUAAGCACAUCAACUUGUUAAGCAUAAAAAAGUAUUGCUUAACAGAAACAGGUCACACGCCAAGGAUGGAUUACGUUUUGUGAAUGGUACCCCAAUCAUUUUUUGCUCAGCAAAGACAUUUGCCAAGCAUUUUUCUGCUUAACAGCUUUAUCAAAUUAAUUUGGUCCAGGUGUGAAUCUACUUGCCUGGUAGAUUUUUUUUAUUUUUUUUUUAUUUUUUUAUUUUUUUAAAGAGAAUUUUCUUCUGCUGCGGAUGACUAGAGUAAGCUAGUCGAAACGUUGAGACCAAUUUAAGAACCGACUCCGCGGUAGUGCAGUUAAUUACGAUCAUAAAAG
Asterias rubens (European starfish) is the source of this 2675-nucleotide messenger RNA. Its product is annotated as TLC domain-containing protein 2-like. The record is from RefSeq and is a predicted model, not a curated record. Gene Ontology annotation, biological process: phospholipid homeostasis; plasma membrane organization; regulation of membrane lipid distribution. Bases 652 to 1386 code for a protein of 244 amino acids. The transcript has 4 exons. Gene Ontology annotation, cellular component: plasma membrane. NCBI's taxonomy places the organism in Eukaryota, Metazoa, Echinodermata, Asteroidea, Forcipulatida, Asteriidae.